This is a messenger RNA of Nylanderia fulva, 1629 nucleotides long. Lineage: Eukaryota; Metazoa; Arthropoda; Insecta; Hymenoptera; Formicidae. The record is from RefSeq and is a predicted model, not a curated record.
AUGCAUGAUGGAAAUGCAAAUGAUGUUGAAAUUAACACUCAAACGACACUCUCGUUAAACAGUUUGCAAUGCAUACGAUGCAAGACCACAGGCAUCAAACUAACCAUCAAAUCGAUUAUUUGUUCGGAUAAUACGGAACAAUUUGCAGUAUUAUGGCUGCUAUUUGCGGUAAUAGUCGCCGGCAAUACUGCUGUUCUCGCCGGACUUUUACUAGGAAAACGCAGAAAAUCCCGGAUGGACUUUUUCAUCAAGCAAUUAGCCUUUGCGGAUCUACUAGUCGGUCUAAUAUCUGUACUGACGGACAUAAUCUGGAGAACGACGGUCACAUGGUACGCGGGAAAUGUAGCUUGCAAGCUGAUAAGGUUUAUGCAGGCUGUAGUGACCUACAGCUCGACUUAUGUCCUUGUGGCUCUAUCAAUCGACAGAUACGAUGCUAUUACCCGCCCGAUGAAUUUCUCCGGCAGCUGGUGCAGAGCUCGAGCUUUGGUGGUUACGGCUUGGGUUUUAUCAGCGUUAUUCAGUAUGCCGAUGAUAUUUCUAUACGAAGAGAAACGAAUACAGGGUACGACACAGUGCUGGAUCGAUUUGGGAUCUCCGACCCAAUGGAAGAUCUAUAUGAGUCUGGUGAGUUUCAGUCUCUUUAUCGCGCCCACCCUAAUAAUAGGAGGCUGUUAUACAGUCAUUGUGGUCACAAUAUGGUCACAAGGAGCAGCGCUACGUCAGGGACCGACUAGAGACACUCGCAGGGCAUCCUCAAGAGGUCUCAUCCCCAGGGCGAAAAUCAAAACCGUUAAAAUGACUUUCGUCAUAGUUUUCGUGUUUAUCCUUUGCUGGAGUCCAUACAUAGUCUUCGACCUCCUUCAAGUUUAUGGACAUGUACCAAAAACUCAGACGAAUAUCGCAGUCGCAACUUUCAUACAAAGUUUGACACCGCUCAACUCAGCCGCUAAUCCCAUCAUUUAUUGCCUCUUUAGUACUCCAUUCUGUAAAACCGUACGGAACAUGCAGGCAAUCUCUUGGAUUUCGGGUUGGUGCCCGACAAAUUCGCAUCACUGUUUCGGCAUCGGAACGACGAAUAAUAGUACGAGAACGACCGUAACGACGUCUCUAACAGCCCAGUCCUCUCGCAGAAGCGGGCACUUUACUAUGCUACACUCUACGUCGCGGAAACGCGUCAUGGUCUCCCUGGUCUAGAAUUUACGAUGUCUGAGAUAUUAUCGCAUCAAUUUCUUUGCAGAUUUAUAUUCUACGUAGGACUGGAGUUUUUACAUUUUUAUUUGCUUACCCUAGCAAAUGAUUAGUACAGGGGGAAUAUAACUCAACUUUCUUACGAAUAAUUUCGAAAAAUUUAUUUUUUUGUAGAAAAGUGUUGUACCAAUUUAAAAAUAUAUAAUAAUUAAAUAUAUCAGAGCCAGAACUACAUAAUCAGAUAUAUCAAAGUCCGAACGACAUCUUCUUUAUAAUAAUUUUUGCAAAAAAAUCUAAUAAUGAACAAUUAUAGAAACUUUCUUACUCUUCAAAAUUUUCGAUUUUAUAAUGUACUUACACUAUAAUAUCAUUUGUAUGUACAUGUAUCAUAUUUUUUACAACCGAUUUUCCAUAAUAUUGCAAAAAUCAACUCGUUUUCAA